AUGCAGCCGCCUGGCACCGACGCCGGGGCUUGGGUCUCUGCCUGGCAGGCAUGGCGCAGACGCGUGGUCAGGACGCCCUUCCGCGCGGCCGCUCUCUCACCCUUCUGCUCCUGCAGCUCCUGGCCUGCGGCGUCCCUGCGAACGGUAGGGGAGCGCCCGCGUUGCAAGGGACGCCCGGCAGCGGGAGGGGAGCUCAGCCCGGAGCCGCCUGUCAGCUCGGGGUUCCAGACGUCGCUGCAGGGGCCGUGGGCGUGCCCCGCAGGGCCCCUCCGGCCUCACCAGUUCUCUGGCAUCUGCCCCCAAGGGAGAGCCGACUUCGCGGUGCUGGCGCCAAGCCAGCCGAUUCUAGCUGUGCUGGAGAAAGAUGCGGAGCUGCCCUGUCACCUGUCGCUCAACAUCAGCGCCGAGGACAUGGAGCUGCGGUGGUACAGGGACCAGCCUUCCCCCGCAGUGCACGUGCACAGGGCGGGCCGGGACGUGCAGGACGAGCAGAUGGCGCGGUACCGGGGCCGGACUACGUUCCUGGGGGCGCGCCUGGCCCAGGGCUGGGCCGCCGUGCGGAUACACAAUGUCACCUUGGCUGACAACGGCUCGUUCCGCUGCUGCUUCAGGGACGGUGCUGCGUUUGAGGAGGCCACGCUGUGGCUCAGGGUGGCAGAAGCGGCUGUGGCUGCAGAGAUUGGAGGGGGCCUCUCUCCCCACAGGCAUGAGCUCAGAGCCCAGGAUAUCCGUGCAUGUGGCCCACACAGUGUCUGGGCAGAGUGCACCUCGGCAGGCUGGUAUCCGGAGCUCCAGGUGGAGUGAAGGGAACUGGGACAGACCCUGCCUUCUGUGACCAACCUGUCAGCCUUGCCAAUCACCUGCCUCCUGGCCAUGGUGUCCAGGGUGACCGUCCAGGACAGGGCUGUGGCAGGCCUCUCCCACUCCGUCUUCCACACCCUCCUGAAGAGCACAGUGGCUGAAACCCACGUGCUGGGUGAAUGUUCUGGUGUACUACACAGUGAUUCAAUGCUUGUACAUACUGCAAACGAUCACCACACUCCCGUUUCUGAAAAGGCCCCAUCCAUGGCAGUAGUGCUGUCUCUGGCCCUUGCUGCCGUGGGGCUUGCCGCAGCUGGGAUCACCUGCCUCUUCUGGAAGUGUUGGAGGAAAAAGAACAGAAAGUGGCUGGAUGAAGGGGAAGGGCUCGGAGGAGCAGAUAAGCAGGGACGGCAAGCCAGCAGGAAUGGAGACCCAACAUUCCGAGGCUGGGGAGAGGAUGACGUCAUCGAUGUGAGCCCAUCCCUGGACCCUGACUCCGCGAGCCCCAGACUCGCACUGUCUAAGAACAGGAAGAAAGUGAGGCGGCUGUUCUUUGCCCAGGAGCUGCCGGAGAAGCCUGGCUGGUUUGACCAGGACCCCUGCGUGCUGGGCCAAGAGAGAUUCUUGGCUGGGAGAUAUUACUGGGAGGUCCAAGUGGGGCUGAGGAAAGCUUGGAGCCUGGGAGUGUGUCUGGAGAGCUUAGAUCGGAAGGGAAGGGUCCCCAAGGCUCCCCAGCAUGGGAUCUGGGCCCUGGAGCUGUACAAGAAGGAGUUCUGGGCCCUCACCUUCCCGAGGGUUCUCCUGCACCCACCGGAGCCCCUGCAUCAGGUGGGGGUCCUCCUGGACUGCGAUGCCGGCACAGUCUCCUUCUACAGCGUGGAUGACAGAGCCCUCAUCUACAUGUUCUCUGGACUCCCCUCCUCAGUUCCUCUGCGGCCAUUCUUCUGCCUCUGGACACAUGACCGCCAGCCCCUGACUAUCUGCUCAGAACAGCAGCCGCCAGAGGUUCAGGGGCAGGCCCUCCGACGGAGCCGACAUUCUCCCUGCCCCAGCCUGGCCCAGUUCUUUGGGACCUGUGUCCAGUCCCCUAGGUCCUAGCUCGGCCACAUUCAGGGGUGCAGCUUUGUGAAUUAUCCUGCCUUAUCUUC
Molecule: messenger RNA, 1949 nt
Organism: Manis pentadactyla (Chinese pangolin)
Lineage: Eukaryota; Metazoa; Chordata; Mammalia; Pholidota; Manidae
Product: butyrophilin subfamily 1 member A1-like
Biological process (GO): regulation of cytokine production; T cell receptor signaling pathway
Cellular component (GO): external side of plasma membrane
Molecular function (GO): signaling receptor binding
Source: RefSeq, a predicted model, not a curated record